AUGGCGACUUCGGCGGAGGAAGAGGAGGAGCUGCUCGACGAGCAUCACCGCAUCAACCUCCGGCGGUCGGCGUCGAACGUCACUUCCCAGGUGGCCAUCGUCGGCUCCCACGUGUGUCCCAUCGAGAGCCUCGACUACGAGCUGGUCGAGAACGACUUAUUCAAGGACUGGCGGCACCGCGGCCGCGCCCACAUCAUUUGCUACGUCACCCUCAAGUGGUCCCUCUGUUUCCUCAUCGGCGCCCUCGCCGGUGCCGUCGGCUUCUUCAACAAUCUUGCCGUCGAGAAUAUCGCCGGUUUCAAGUUCGUCGUCACCUCCAACCUUAUGCUCGCCAAGAAGUAUGCGUGGGCGUUUGGAGUGUUUGCGGGGUCGAAUUUCGUGCUCGCGAUGUUCGCGUCGGUCCUGACGGCUUACAUUGCGCCGGCGGCGGCCGGAUCGGGCAUACCGGAAGUGAAGGCCUAUUUGAAUGGCAUCGAUGCGCCGGAUUUAUUCUCGCUGAGGACUCUGGUAGUAAAGGUAGUGGGUUGCAUUGCUGCAGUGUCAUCAUCUCUGCAUGCGGGCAAGGCAGGCCCCAUGGUGCAUGCAGGGGCAUGCAUAGCAUCUACACUCGGGCAGGGAGGGUCCGGUAAAUACCACUUGUCAUGUAAAUGGCCACGAUAUUUUCGGAACGACAGAGAUCGACGGGAACUGGUAACUUGCGGGGCUGGUGCUGGGAUUGCUGCUGCCUUGCGUGCGCCGGUUGGUGGUGUUCUGUUUGCCCUCGAGUCGGUAUCAUCAUGGUGGAACAGUGCCUUACUCUGGAAAGCAUUCUUCACAACAGCUGUAGUUGGUGUUGUGCUUAGGGCACUGAUAGACAUUUGUAACGGUGGCAAGUGUGGGUUAUUUGGAAAGGGUGAGCUGAUAAUGUUUGAUGUAACUUCAGAUACUAUUGCUUAUCACUUGGCGGACCUACCGCCGGUGAUCCUUUUAGGAGUUAUUGGGGGACUAUUGGGAAGCUUCUACAAUUUUCUCUUGGAGAAGGUUCUCCGAAUCUACAAUCUUAUCCAUGAGAAGGGCAUUGGCUAUGAAUUGCUUCUUGCCGCCACAGUUUCCAUACUUACAUCCUGUUGCCUGUUCGGGCUACCAUGGCUUGCAUCUUGUAGACCUUGCCCAGGCGGCCUCUCAGAAGUUUGUCCAUCGAUAGGCAGCGGAUUCGGCAUUUUCAAGAAGUUCCAAUGCCCUCCUCACCAUUACAACGAUCUGGCUAGCUUACUUUUCAACACCAACGAUGGCACGAUUAGAAACCUGUUUAGUGCUGGCACAGAUGCUGUGUUCCAAAAAUCCUCGAUGCUCUUGUUCUUUGCUGCCUCUUACUUCCUCGGGAUUGUGAGCUAUGGUCUCGUUGCUCCUGCUGGCCUCUUUGUUCCACUCAUUCUGACUGGUGCGGCCUAUGGGCGCCUUGUUGGGAUGCUUGUGGGCAAACACUCAACUCUGGACCACGGGCUCUUUGCAGUCCUUGGAUCUGCUUCCGUUCUUGGUGGAUCAAUGAGAAUGACUCUUUCUGUAUGUGUAAUCAUCCUAGAAUUGACCAACAAUCUCCUGUUGCUUCCCCUGGUCAUGCUUGUUUUGCUCAUAUCGAAAACUGUGGCCGACACUUUUAAUGCAAAUAUCUAUGAUAUGAUGGUCAAAUUGAAGGGGCUUCCAUAUCUUGACGCCCACGCAGAACCCUACAUGAGGCAGCUCACAGUCAGUGAUGUGCUCACUGGGCCUUUGCAGAUAUUUAAUGGCGUGGAGAAAGUCGGCAAUAUAGUCCAUGUUUUAAAGACAACAGGUCAUCAUGGAUUCCCUGUUGUAGAUGGGCCUCCUUUUUCCAGUUCACCUGUGCUGUUUGGCCUAAUUCUUCGUGCACACCUACUUGUCUUGUUAAAGAAGAAGGAGUUUCUUCAUGCUUGCACCCUCUCAGGGGUUGAUGCAUCAAAACAGUUCUCUGCUGAUGAUUUUGCCAAGCGUGGCUCUGGCAGGUGCGACAGCAUCGAAGAUAUAGAGCUGACUGGAGAAGAGAUGGAAACGUGCAUUGACUUGCAUCCAUUUACGAACACCUCACCUCACACUGUCGUCGAGACGAUGUCAUUAGCAAAAGCUCUCAUACUUUUCCGAGAAGUUGGUCUAAGGCACCUCUUGGUUGUUCCAAAGUCCUCUUCGAGCCCGCCUGUAGUGGGCAUGCUGACGAGGCAUGAUUUCAUGCCCGAGCAUAUACUGGGGCUGUAUCCUUUGCUGUUGAAGAGCAGAUGGAAGCGUUCAGAAAGUCCACUAUUAUUAAAAUGA
Phoenix dactylifera (date palm) is the source of this 2304-nucleotide messenger RNA. Its product is annotated as putative chloride channel-like protein CLC-g. Gene Ontology annotation, cellular component: intracellular membrane-bounded organelle; plant-type vacuole membrane. Gene Ontology annotation, molecular function: voltage-gated chloride channel activity. Gene Ontology annotation, biological process: transmembrane transport; chloride transport. NCBI's taxonomy places the organism in Eukaryota, Viridiplantae, Streptophyta, Magnoliopsida, Arecales, Arecaceae. The record is from RefSeq and is a predicted model, not a curated record.